AUGAGUUCUCAUCUCGUUGCUGUAGCCGCUGCCAUGGGCUGUAACUUCAUUCCCUUCUCGCCGGAGUUCAUCGCAAUCCUCCCUCGUCUUGGGAUUGCCCUCCUUGUCAGUUUCUGGCUCUGGGGACGCGUCGACCUAUGGUACCAGACGAAGCAUGGCAAGGCCUACAAACCCUACCGGGUUGCUGCGAAUUCUAGAUACGGCGCAAAUGAUGUCAGCAUUGUCGUCUGCACCAUCGGACCGGUCGGCAACUUUGAGAUGUGCAUCCGCUCCUGGCUCUCGAACAAACCUCUGGAACUCAUCUUUGUGACCACUAAGGACAAACUGAACGCCAUCUCUGCCCUGAUCGACGAAGUGAAGUUCCGUCUUCCAGCCGAUCAGGCAAAGAAGAUCAGUCUCCUUGCCGUCAAGCAGGCGAGCAAGCGCGUGCAGUUGGUAGAUGGUAUCAACGCUGCUCGAGGUCUCAUCAUCGCCACCGUCGACGAUCACAUCCUCUGGGGUGAGGCCCUCAUGCCCCACAUGCUUGCCCCCUUCGAGGACAUCGAGGUUGGCGCAGCUGGACCUGGAACCGAUGUCUACACUGACCCUGCCCGUCGCUAUCCUGGUGUCGUCACAGCCUGGGAAACAGCCGCUACUCGGCUCGCCUGGAAGCGAAAGCCUACUUACAAGAACAUGUUCGCGAUCACGGGCUGGUGCUGGAUUCUCGCCGGCACUACCACUUUCUACCGCUCCGCCAUCCUCAAAGACGCCGAAUUCCAGCACGCCCACCUGAACGAUUACUGGUUCGGUCACAAGCUCAACGCCUCGGACGACACCUUCAUCUCUCGCUGGCUCCAGAUCAACAACUGGAAGCUUGCCGUCCAGAUCAUGCCACAGACCGAGAUUCUUCGAACCGUCAAGCGCGACAGCUCAUUCCUGACCCAGCUCGCACGAUGGGAGCGAAGCACGAUCCAGUCGUUCCUCCGAUCGCUGUGGGAAGUGCCUCAAAUCUACCGACAAUGGUAUGUCCUGUACAAGACGCUCGAGAGACUCACCCGACCCGUCUUCACUGCCAUCCAUGUCGCCGCCUGGUUCCUGUCGUUUUACUACACUCCGCGCCUCACUACCAUGCUCCUACUAUGGUACAUCUGCUCGGUCGCACCGUCUUACGCCGAAUUCCUGGGCGAAUACCCCUGGAUGUGUCGACACCUCUGGGCUCUCGUUCUGACCGACUACUACUACGCUGUCUAUGACUGGUAUACUUGGGGAACUCUCAACAACACCCAGUGGGGCACCCGCGACAUUCCUGGCGAGGAGUAA
Molecule: messenger RNA, 1299 nt
Organism: Anthostomella pinea
Lineage: Eukaryota; Fungi; Ascomycota; Sordariomycetes; Xylariales; Xylariaceae
Source: the annotation of a GenBank genome assembly